Oncorhynchus nerka (sockeye salmon) is the source of this 3436-nucleotide messenger RNA. RefSeq names its product fibrous sheath CABYR-binding protein-like. Lineage: Eukaryota; Metazoa; Chordata; Actinopteri; Salmoniformes; Salmonidae. Gene Ontology annotation, cellular component: plasma membrane. The record is from RefSeq and is a predicted model, not a curated record. The transcript has 10 exons. Bases 219 to 1058 code for a protein of 279 amino acids. Gene Ontology annotation, biological process: homotypic cell-cell adhesion; positive regulation of neutrophil extravasation; T cell extravasation.
GUUCCAUGCAGUGAAAAAGAAGGUGUAAGAAGAUUGCUGCAGCAGAGGAGGCAACAUGAAACUAUAAUCACAUCACACAUAGCCAUGAAACUAUAAUCAGAUCACACACAUACCCAGUCUACAUUACCAGAAACAUAAUCAUUACUACUUGUAUUAUUUUCACUAUUCAACAGAGAAGUCUAAAACUCCAGCUUUGUAAUUCAGCACACUGUGUUCCCAUGAUGUCAUACCUGUGGAUUCUACUGCUGGGCAGUUUGGUGAUUGGAGCCAAGACACAGGAAGACCCUACUACUGAGCCAGAAGCGAAGGAACCAGAGGCAGAAGCAGCAGAGCCCGAGGCCCCUGCAGAAGAAGUAGCUGCCGAGGAGGCCCUGGUAGCUGAGGAGGCUCCGGCAGAAGAAGAAGCUCCGGCAGAAGAAGAGGAGGAGGCUACAGAGGAGGAGGAAGUUCCAGCCACAGAGGAAAAGGCUCCGACAGUCGAGGAUGCUCUGGCAGAAGAAGACGCUCUUGCAGAAGAGGCUCCAGCCACAGAGGAAGAGGAGGCUCCGGCCACAGAGGAAGAGGACGCAGAAGUCAUAGACGAACCAGCAGUAAAAGCAGAGGCAGCCCCUGAAGCUGAGGCUGAACCAGAUGAACUAGAUCUGUCUGAAGCUGUUGAACCAGUCCUUCCUUUUACAGAGGCGGAGCCUGAAACACCAGCAGAGAGCGAGCCCACGGAGGAGAAGACAGGGGGAGAUUUGGAUCUGGAGGACGCUGUAGCUGAGAAUGAGGAAGACACACCCGCGGGAGGGAAGAGGCGCAGCGGGGGCUCAGUUGCCCAUGCAGCAGAAGCAGAAGGCACAGCUGAAACUCAAGGGUCUAGCUCUGGCUCGGUGGUGGGCAUUCUGUGUGCUAUCGGCGUGGCGAUCGUUGGAGCUGCCACCGGAUACUUCACCUAUCACAAGAAGAAGCUCUGUUUCAAGAACAGUGGAGGGGAUGUAGAGAGUGCCCGUAAGGAGGAGGCUGAGACCCAGUCGAAUCCCCAGGUUCUCAGCAACUUGCUGACUAAAUCCUCCUAGAUCAUCUGAGAUUCCAAUGGAGAAGAACCAGAAACAGCAGUUUACCAUAACACACACGCACACACUCAUACACAGAUCCAUACCAAUCUUUAGGCCUUAAACUGAUUAUAGUUGUAAAACUGUGAGAUAGUGGUUUGGAGGUUAUUAACUUUCAGCACCACGUUAGAGUGAGACCAAUCAGUAGUAUCUCAGUGUCUUCUAAAGAUCACAUUUGUAAUCUGUUAAAAAAGGGGUGAUAUUUUCCAUCCACUUAACAGCACCGAGACAAUGUAGGCCUAUUUCUCUGUAUACAAGUACUGGGAAGUUCACCUGGGUUCCUGUCAUUUUAGCUAACAUUCCACUCCUUGCCACUCCUGUCAUUUGCCAAAGAGACUGGGUUAUCGACGUUCCUAAAGUUCAAAAUGCAAACCGGAUUUACAAUUACAUUGUGAUUGGAGGAUAAUUGUGACGGUUAUCGAAUCAGGAUCAAAUCCUCUGAUCUUCUCAAGCUCAUAAUGAUAGAAUGUUCAUAUUUGAAGAUUGGCGAAAGACAAUGAAUACAAGGAGUGGCAUGUAAUUGGCUGAACAGCAACCAGGCUACAGUUCCCAGAUUAUUUAGGAUAAAAUGGACCCUCCAUUAUUUGAAAUGUUACCGUUGUUUGGUUCUUUACAAUGAUUGAGGGUUUGAUUUAAUCCGUAUUGCUGAAGAUCCAUGAUAUAAUGCUGAUCUUCAGUGCUACAGAUUGAAUCAAGCCCUUACUGUGUGUGCUGUAGCCAACUCUUCUAGCCUGGUUUCAUACUGUAGCCAACUCUUCUAGCCUGGUUUCAUACUGUAGCCAACUCUUCUAACCUGGUUUCAUACUGUAGCCAACUCUUCUAGCCUGGUUUCAUACUGUAGCCAACUCUUCUAGCCUGGUUUCAUACUGUAGCCAACUCUUACAUUUUAGUCAGUUAUCAGAUGCUCUUACCUAGGGUAAUUUACAGGAGCAAUUAGGGUUAUGUGCCUUGCUCAAAGACACAUUGAGAGACUUUUCACCUAGUCAGCUCACCUAGUCAGGGAUUUGAACCAGAGACCAAUCAGUUAGUGGCCCAAUGCUCCUAACCGCUAGGCUACCUGCCACCUCUGGCUACUAUUCUUCUAGUCUGGUUUCAUACUGUAUGUGCUGUAGUCAACUCUUCUAGCCUUCUCCCAUAAUUAAUGUAGCCAACUUCUCUAUCAUUGUCAAGCCAUACAUGUUUUGUGUGACAAUGAAGGACCUCUGAGAGGAGUUGGCAAAAGCACCAAAAGACUGGAACACCAGGCUAGUAGUGUUGUUCUGUGAGAGCUGGUUAGAGGAAGCUAUGUGAGAGCUGGUUAGAGGAAGCUAUGUGAGAGCUGGUUAGAGGAAGCUAUGUGAGAGCUGGUUAGAGGAAGCUAUGUGAAAGCUGGUUAGAGGAAGCUAUGUGAGAGCUGGUACGAGGACCGAAGAUAUCACCCCUGUUGUGUGUUUGCUGGGUAUUUGAGGGGCUUGGGGACCUUGUCUAAAAUACAACAACGUAUGAGAACAUUUAGCUCUAUUGAAAUGUUCAAAUAGUAUGUGUUACAAUAUAAUGCUGUACUGCUCUGUAAGUGCCUUACAUUAGAUGUUUCACCUGGGAAGCCUUUUUACGAUUCUAUCUCACUACUAAGGCCAGUCUGAAAUGGCUCCCUACUCUCUCUAUAGUGGAAUACUUUUGAAGCCCUGCUAUAAAGGAAUUAGGGAACCAUUUCAGACACAGCUCUAGACUCAGGCACGGGUCUCCAACUGCCCACCCAGCAGCCUUCCAGGACCAGAGUUGGAGAACCCAGUGCCUGCUUAACGCCACAGGGUUCACCCAAACAGUACAGUGCUGGCCAGCAUAUUUUCUUUUCACAUUAUUCUUUCCAACAUGGGUCCAGCAACUAUGGGAGAUGUGUAACUGGGCAAGCCCAGUACAGCUUGGUUUGGCGUAGUAGUAUGAAAAGGGUAUACGACUGUAUGCAGUAUAACCCUGGGCAGGAGUCAGCCUGGGAGGAGCUCACCACUGAACACACAGUAAGAAUGUUCCAGUUCACAGUAAAAGACUGUGAGACUCUUGGAGAAGCAAUUUCUGAUUAGCCUGGUCUCAUGAUCUGUGUGUGCUUUAGCCAACUAACUCCUCUGAAUAUCAUUGUCUUGACAAUACUUCUUUUGGAGAAUAACUUUCCUCUCCAAAAGAGUUUUAUGGUAAGUGUAAUGAUGAUACGGUGGUACACAGAGUACUCCACUCUUAUAUUUAAUGAAUCUGUCUUUGUUGUCGUGUGUUUGAGAAUUGUGUGAUUUUAAUCCUUUAGCACAUAUUUCUUUUUGAAUUGUGUAAAUAAUGCUGGAGAUAGAAAUAAAGAAGCUGUCCAGGGGGAA